UAACCUGCGGCCACGAGUUUCUACUUGCACAAACAAACAUGGACAGCUCCGCGCCUCGCUACCACGAGCGGCAGUCGAAGCAGAUGUGCCUCAAGCACACGCUCAACAAUUUGUUUCAGGAGCCGGCCGUGACCUCUGCCACACUGGACGGGCUGGCCGACCAUCUCGCGACCCCGUCUUGGGGCUUCAGUCCUCACAGGACCGCGUUCCUGGGCAAUUACGACAUCAACGUGCUGGAGCUCGCACUGCAGGAGCGGGGCAAGAUGCUCCAGUGGGUCAGCCCGCCUAAGGCUGCCGAAGCCGGUUCCGAAUGGCCCGAGGCAGCGCUGCUGGAGCGGCCUGACCUUUUUGCGCUGGUGCUCAACGUGGUGCCGUCGCCGGCGCAAUCAUCGGGGGCUGCUGCAUGGGGGCUAGCAUCACUGGCUCGGCGCCUGGGCCUGGCGGGCCGGCACUGGCUGGGCUUCCGUCGCUUCGGCGGCCAGUGGUACAAUCUGGACAGCCACCUGCCUGCCCCGCAGCUGGUGGGCAACGACGCUGCCCUGCGUGACGUGCUGCAGCACUCGUACCACUGCGGCGACUGCGGCGGUGGCCCUGCGGGCGGCGGACGCGCCAACGCCUGUGAGCGCCCGCAGCUGCUGGCGGUGCUGGAUGCUGCGCCAGGGCGGUGACGGGAGACAACGGGUGCUAUUUGAAGGUGCCGCCUGCUGCCUCGUCAACCAGCAGGGGCUGUACGCCGCAUGCUGCUGCUGCUGCUGGCGCAGCCGUGAGCUAGAUCGAUCAAGCUACUGCAGCGCUGG
This is a messenger RNA of Chlamydomonas reinhardtii, 797 nucleotides long. RefSeq lists its product as uncharacterized. Gene Ontology annotation, biological process: protein deubiquitination. The coding region runs from base 39 to 668 and encodes 209 amino acids. The transcript is spliced from 6 exons. The record is from RefSeq and is a predicted model, not a curated record. Gene Ontology annotation, molecular function: cysteine-type deubiquitinase activity. Lineage: Eukaryota; Viridiplantae; Chlorophyta; Chlorophyceae; Chlamydomonadales; Chlamydomonadaceae.